Molecule: messenger RNA, 1104 nt
Organism: Theobroma cacao (cacao)
Lineage: Eukaryota; Viridiplantae; Streptophyta; Magnoliopsida; Malvales; Malvaceae
Source: RefSeq, a predicted model, not a curated record
GAAAAAUUACUAAUCUCCCCAUUUCUUUUCUAGGUUCAUCCUGGUGCCUUUAAGCAAGGAGGGAUUACCUUGGUUGCAUGUUGUAUAUCUGCUGCAGAACAGGCCAGCGUUCCCAUCACUGUUCACUUUGACCACGGUACUUCAAAAAAAGAAUUGUUGGAUUCUCUUGAGCUGGGCUUUGAUUCAAUCAUGGCGGAUGGUUCACAUCUUCCCUUCAAGGAUAAUAUCUCAUACACAAAGCACAUAUCAAACUUGGCCCACUCAAAGGAUAUGCUUGUUGAGGCAGAACUUGGAAGAUUGUCAGGAACAGAAGAUGAUUUGACUGUUGAAGAUUAUGAAGCUAGGCUGACUGAUGUUAAUCAGGCCCAAGAAUUCAUAGAUGAGACUGGUAUAGAUGCCUUGGCAGUAUGCAUUGGGAAUGUACAUGGAAAAUACCCAGCCAGUGGCCCAAAUCUCAAACUUGAUUUGCUUGAGGAUCUAUAUGCCCUAAGUUCAAAGAAAGGAGUUUUUCUUGUGCUUCAUGGAGCCUCUGGUUUGUCCAAGGAACUUGUGAAGGGGUGCAUAGAGCGGGGUGUGAGGAAGUUCAAUGUGAACACUGAGGUACGAAAAGCAUACAUGGACUCACUGAGGAACCCCAAGGGAGAUCUGGUACAUGUAAUGGCUUCUGCGAAAGAAGCCAUGAAAGCCGUGAUUGCAGAGAAGAUGCAUCUAUUUGGUUCUGCUGGAAAAGCAUAGAUGGUUUCGCAAUUCGGAUUGUGGUCAUUGUUCCCUGCAAAAUAAUUAUAGAAAAGGUUACUUCCAUUUUAUACCAUUAGUCCUUCUCUGUACCAAACAUAUCAUGGUUCUUUUUAUUUGUGAAAAAAAAUUGUGGUUGAGAAUGAGAUUGGCCUGACAGAAUCCAGCUGAAUUAGCAAGAGUUGGUUAUUCUUGUGCAAGAUCAACUUUCUAAUAUUUUUGACCUAGAUGUGUUUUUUUAUAUAUAUUUUUUUAUUUUUAGGUUAGUAUCUAUAUGUUAAAUAGUGAAAUAUUAUAUAUUUGGUGUUAUUCCAAGAAUUCUAACUGUUGUAAUUAUUAAAAGUCGUGUAUCAUUGUUAAGAACCAUUA